UUUGACUUUUGUUCUGAUGUAGGUCUGAGCAGAAAAUAUUGGACUAACGUUUGAUUUGGCAGUUGGUCAUUAUGUGUGGAAAUGUAUUCAGGCUUGCUUUGCUUUUGCUGCUGCUGGGUCUAUACACAGCUGUUGAAGUGACUCAAGAGAAGAAGUUGGAGACCGGAGGAGCAGAUGGCAUUCUUCUCUGCUCAAACCAAACACUCACUAACAUCACUACUGUAGUAUGUAACAACAAUAAAGUUAGAAGUGAGGGUCAUGAGUGUAGAGUUUCACACGAAGUUGGGACAAAUCAUAUCAACAGCUCUUGUGACCCCAGAGUCACACUAGAGAUAGAGAAUGACAGAGUGUGUCUACGCAUUACCAACAUACAACCAUCUGAUGAAGGGAACUACACCUGUGACUGUGGAUAUAAUGGGGGCCGGAAUCAUAUAGAAAUACAUAUUUCUGUCAAUGGAACCCAAGUGCAAGAGGCCACAGACAACAGUCUCUUCUAUUUUGGGAUGAUAACAGGUGUUGCAGCAUGUGUAGCUGUCCUGGUGUUUGGUGGCAUAAUCAUUAGGAAAAUUAAUCUCAGAACACAGCUACAAGUGUCUGGAACCAUCAAAGAGGUGCCACAACAACACUAUUUAUGUGUUUUUGUUAUUUGUUUAGCCCUGGUAUUGCUAGCUGUUGCAUGUUAGUCAUAAUAAGGCAUCUGCAGAGACUACCCAGCAAACCAAAAUUGCUUCUGUGAACGUUCCUAGAACAUUAAUUAGGUUGCCCCAAAAGUUAUAAUUACACAAACU
This is a messenger RNA of Coregonus clupeaformis (lake whitefish), 788 nucleotides long. RefSeq lists its product as uncharacterized. NCBI's taxonomy places the organism in Eukaryota, Metazoa, Chordata, Actinopteri, Salmoniformes, Salmonidae. The record is from RefSeq and is a predicted model, not a curated record.